GGAAAUGUCAACCAAAUGACAGCUGAAAAAAGCCAAAAUGUUUGACAAACUUCCAGAUUUCCCCCUGUCCAGACGUCAGGCUGACUCUACAACUGAAGAUUUUAUUGGCGAAGUAUGAUGAGGGGAUGAGUUUCCUGGUCAAGGCUGUCAUCCACCCGUCCUGUCCUCUUGCACCCAAGGCUACACAAUGGCCAGGAAUGUGAUGGAUCUACAUGUAAUGGAGGUGGACUUUGGCUACAGUCUCUACCAGCCACCUCGGUGUCUCCAGUGUAGUUGCUGGGUUAAGUACAGCCUCUUUUUCAUCAACUUCUUUUCAUGGGUAGGAGGCAGUUUCAUGUUUGCUGUGGGAGUCUGGGCCAGGCUUAACAGUACCAGUGUGGGAGCUCUGAAUGAUAUAGCGAUUGACCCCUCCCUUAUGGUGAUAGCCGUAGGCUGUAUUGUGUUCAUCAUCAGUGGUAUUGCUUGUAUUGGAGCUGUCAGGGAAAAUGUCUGUCUCCUCUUAAUGUUUUGCAUCGCCCUUGGAAUUGUGUUUGUACUGGAGGUUGUGGCCGGCAUUUUAGCCUUUGCUCUUCUGGGCCACGUUGAGGGUCACAUGACCGCCCAGAUCACAUCCGCCAUCGUGCAGUAUGAGGAUUGCAACACAAUGAAAACUGUUAUGGACUCAUUACAGGAAUGGUACAAGUGCUGUGGGGCAGGCAGUUUCCGUGACUGGCAGCACAAUGUCUAUUACAACUGCUCCUCCCCGGCCAACACCCGCUGCGGAGUCCCAGCGUCCUGUUGUCAGCAUGCCACGGACCUCAAGUGUGGAUUUGAAGUCCAGCGGUAUUUGGACUCCUAUGCAUCAACCGUGGUGUUCACAAACGGGUGUGUUCAAGAGCUUUUGAAUGUUUUCAAAAAUAAUUUACUUAUCAUUGGCUUUAUUGCGUUUGGAUUUGGAUUCAUGGAACUGUUUUGCAUGAUGCUGGCGUAUAACUUGAUCCGUUCAGUCACCUCCGUCCCACGAAGGCCGGUCUACCAUUAUGACGACAGUAAUGAUGACACAGAUGAUUGACCACCCUAUCGCCGUGGCUACAGUGGCACAGCUGAUUGACUUUCUACAGGUCAUGACCUCAUCACUAUGGUAACAGCAGGAAUGUCAUCUCAUCUGUACGUGUUCCAUCAUCAUAUUUUAUAAAUGACUUCGGAUUAAUAUUUCAGCUGUCACUUGAUACUGAUUUACCACUGCCAGUAUUUAGCAUAAAAAACAUUUAAAAAUAACUUUGUUUGUGAAAAUUGUAAGAAGUAAAGUAAAAAAAAAUGAACAGUUGUUGAAUAUUGAAUUAAAAACCCAAAAUAGAAGAAAAAGUCAUUGAACAUAUUUUGGAAAGUUUUGGGAAAUUUGAUUAAUGUAUUUUUUUCCAACUCAACAUCUGGAUUGUAAGAUGUUUUGUUAGAGUGAUCAGGUGGUAGGGUUUUAGGUAGUGAUAUUUAAUCAAUAACGUUAUAUGGUUUAUACUGGUUGAACUUUAUUUUGCAGCUUCCAGUUUGUUGUGAAAUAUUGAAGUCUAAAAAAAUAUGUUUUAUUGUGUGCAAUAUUUGUGCAUUUUUGUGAUUUCCUUUUACACAAAUUUCAUAUUUUUAUGCCUUUUUAUUAAACCAUUUGAAAUGAUUUGUCUUACAUUGGUGAAAAUACUGCAUUUAUACAAUUUUUUUGCAUAUAAUAUGCUGUUGAACAUGCCGGAGGAAAUUGUGUCUGUCAACACAUGGGACAGUUUUGUUGUGAAAAAGGUAGCGAUACAGGAAGAUAGCUCUGCACAUACAUGUAUAUAUGUGUAGAUCUAACAACUGGCAAGAGUGUGGAGUAAGGGAUAAGAGCCUAAAUCAGUGGAUUGCAUUCUCACCGCAAUGGUAGUUUUACAGGAACACUAAUUCACAGUGUGGCUGCAGGAUCUUCAUGUAGUGUGGUUUGUAAUAUGUGUAGAUCUAAAAGGGUGGAUGGGGAGAUGGUGGGGGGAGGGUAAAUUGAGGAAGCUGGAAUA
This is a messenger RNA of Liolophura sinensis, 2018 nucleotides long. RefSeq names its product tetraspanin-33-like. The transcript is spliced from 7 exons. Gene Ontology annotation, cellular component: plasma membrane. NCBI's taxonomy places the organism in Eukaryota, Metazoa, Mollusca, Polyplacophora, Chitonida, Chitonidae. The record is from RefSeq and is a predicted model, not a curated record. The coding region runs from base 188 to 1051 and encodes 287 amino acids.